This is a messenger RNA of Sorex araneus (European shrew), 1584 nucleotides long. RefSeq names its product lipase G, endothelial type (gene LIPG). Gene Ontology annotation, molecular function: lipoprotein lipase activity; protein binding. The transcript has 10 exons. Gene Ontology annotation, biological process: lipid metabolic process. Lineage: Eukaryota; Metazoa; Chordata; Mammalia; Eulipotyphla; Soricidae. The coding region runs from base 38 to 1525 and encodes 495 amino acids. The record is from RefSeq and is a predicted model, not a curated record.
UCUUCGCAGAGCGCGGCGCGGGGGUGUGCGCGGGAAGAUGAGGAGCUGCGUUCCCCUGCUCAGCCUCUGGAGCGCCUAUUGUUGCGUUGCCGCCGGAGGCCCCGCGCCCCUGGGUCCGGAGGAACGGCUGCAAGAUGGGUUGCCCAGACCCGCAGCGGAGCCAGCCGUGAGGUUUAACCUCCGCACCUCCACGGACCCAGAACACGAAGGCUGCUACCUCACCCUCGGCCACGACCAGCCCUUGGCCACCUGUGGCUUCAACACGACCGCCAAAACCUUUUUCAUCCUUCACGGCUGGACGAUGAGCGGCAUGUUUGAAAACUGGCUGUACAAGCUCGUGUCCGCCCUGCAGACCAGAGAGAAGGGAGCGAAUGUGGUGGUGGUAGACUGGCUCCCCCUGGCCCACCAGCUCUACACGGACGCCGUGAACAACACCAGGGUGGUGGGGCACAGCUUGGCCAGGAUGCUCGACUGGCUGCAGGGGAAGGACGGCUUUGCCCUCGGCAACGUUCACUUGAUUGGCUACAGUCUUGGCGCUCACGUGGCUGGGUUCGCGGGCAACUUUGUGAACGGCACCGUGGGCAGGAUCACGGGUCUGGAUCCCGCUGGCCCCCUGUUCGAAGGGGCAGACGUCCACAGGAGGCUGUCCCCCGACGACGCGGACUUCGUGGACGUGCUCCACACGUACACGCGCUCCUUCGGCCUGAGCAUCGGGAUCCAGAUGCCCGUGGGCCACAUCGACAUCUACCCCAACGGAGGGGACUUCCAGCCGGGCUGUGGGCUCAAUGACGUCCUGGGCUCCAUCGCCUACGGAACACUUGCCGAGGUGGUGAAGUGCGAGCACGAGCGGGCCGUCCACCUCUUCGUGGACUCCCUGGUGAACGAAGACAAGCCGAGCUUUGCGUUCCAGUGCACCGACCCGAACCGCUUCAAGAAGGGCAUCUGUCUCAGCUGCCGCAAGAACCGCUGCAACAGCAUCGGCUACAACGCCAAGAGGAUGCGGAACAAGAGGAACAGCAAAAUGUACCUGAAGACGCGGGCCGGCAUGCCUUUCAGAGUUUACCAUUAUCAGAUGAAGAUCCACAUCUUCAGCUACCAGCACUCGGUGGAAAUCGAGCCCAGCUUUUACGUGACCCUUUAUGGCACCAAUGCUGACUCCCAGGUCCUGCCUCUGGAGAUAGUGGAGAAGAUCGGGUUGAAUGCCACCAACACCUUCCUGGUCUACACCGAGGAGGACCUGGGUGACCUCCUGAAGAUCAAACUCAGCUGGGAGGGCGCCUCUGAGUCCUGGUACAACCUGUGGAAGGAGCUUCGCAGCUACCUGUCCCGACCCCGCCAUCAGGGGCGGGAGCUGAGUAUCAGGCGCAUCCGGGUCAAGUCCGGAGAAACCCAGCAGAAGCUGACUUUCUGUGCCCAAGACCCCGAGAGCACCAGCAUAGGCCCGGGCCGGGACCUCUGGUUUCACAAGUGCCGGGACGGCUGGAGGAUGAAGAAUGAGACCAGCCCACCCCUGGACCUGCCCUGAGCGCCCACCUUCGUGCCUGCGGAGGAAAGUUGCUGCCCAGAGGGACGUCGCCCCUCGGC